AUGAUAGGUAAUUCUUGGGAGGAGGCUGGAUGGAGAGUCGCACGGCGAAGUUGGAAGACGCUCAAAGUGAAUUGGCAUCUUGGGUUCACCUCGUUUGGUGGACCCCCUGUUCAUUUCAGGAUCUUUCACCAUAAGUUCGUGUCCAAACUCACUUGGGUCGAUGAGCAGGUGUACCAAGAACUUUUCAGCAUUUGCCAAGCUCUCUCUGGUCCUGCUAGUACGAAGAUGCUCUACUGUGUGAACCUCAUUCAGGAUGGGUUUUUUGGAGCGAUUCUCGCAUUUUUUAUCUGGAGUUUACCUGGGGCGUUAGGCAUGUUCGGCCUUUCUAUAGGCGUCUCUAACAUUGGAGAAGCUCUUCCCCGAGCCGUAUACGCCUUACUCUCUGGACUUAAUGCUGCUACAGUCGGCAUUAUUGCCCUGGCGGCUGUCGAUCUGUCUAAUAAAGCAAUCACAGACAAGCUUACUAGAAUCAUCGUCUUCUUAACCGCUGCCGCAGGAAUGCUAUAUAACGCACUAUGGUAUUUCCCAAUCCUUAUGCUUGCUAGUGCAUGCACUGCUGUCAUAUAUGACUAUCGCUGGCUACAACAGCUGUGGUUCGUUACAAGGGAUGCUUUCUUGAGAAUAAGGAGCUCCACGCAUCUAGAAGGGGAUACAACUCGUCAUGAAGGCGACUUAAGGGAAACUAAUAACCCCAGCAUGUCUCUCAACAAUCAGCAUGAGAACAGGACAGAAGAUUAUUCCGAGCCGCGCAUUAUUCCGCCCGGAUAUUUUCUUGAUUUUUCAUGGAAGUCGGGAACUACCAUCAUAUUUACCUUCUUCAUCUCGUUUAUCGUCGUUAUGGUACUCCGAGGGACUUUGCCUGAUCUACCUGUGCUAUACAGACUCUUUGCUAACCUUUACCUUGCUGGUACGAUCAUAUUUGGCGGUGGACCGGUUGUGAUCCCGCUUCUAAGAGAAUACGUGGUGGCUCAAGGCUGGGUUAGUCCUCGCGACUUUCUCAUUGGUCUUGCUAUCGCGCAGGCCUUUCCGGGUCCAAAUUUCAACUUUGCCGUAUUCCUAGGUGGCUUAACGGCUAUUAAUCACGGAUAUCCUUCUAUCACCGGAGCAAUCGUCGCAUUCUGUGGUAUUUUCUUCCCUGGGAUCGUCCUGGUUCAUGGUACAAUGGGGAUCUGGAGGGUAUUGCGAAGUAGGCGCUGGGUAAAAUCUGGAGUGAGAGGUAUUAACGCUGGCGCCGUUGGGCUGAUUUAUACGGCUGUGUAUAGAAUCUGGCAGGUGGGCUAUAUUGACGAAGGUUUCCAGUCUGGGAAGAGUCUUGGUGAUGAUCCUUGGUGGGUAAUUGUAACUGCGACGGCCUAUGUUGGGGGCCGUUAUUUCGGUGUGGCACCGCCAAUCGCUAUAAUCCUGGGAGCCGUACUUGGCCUGGUUAGAUAUGGAGUGGUAAGCGGUCGGGUUUAA
Messenger RNA from Daldinia childiae, 1455 nucleotides. RefSeq lists its product as uncharacterized. The record is from RefSeq and is a predicted model, not a curated record. The transcript is spliced from 4 exons. Lineage: Eukaryota; Fungi; Ascomycota; Sordariomycetes; Xylariales; Hypoxylaceae. Gene Ontology annotation, molecular function: chromate transmembrane transporter activity. The coding region runs from base 1 to 1455 and encodes 484 amino acids. Gene Ontology annotation, biological process: chromate transport.